Pangasianodon hypophthalmus (striped catfish) is the source of this 2445-nucleotide messenger RNA. It is a transcript of the gene eaf1, whose product is annotated as ELL associated factor 1. Gene Ontology annotation, cellular component: super elongation complex. Gene Ontology annotation, biological process: regulation of transcription elongation by RNA polymerase II; positive regulation of DNA-templated transcription. Gene Ontology annotation, molecular function: transcription elongation factor activity. The record is from RefSeq and is a predicted model, not a curated record. The transcript is spliced from 6 exons. The coding region runs from base 159 to 926 and encodes 255 amino acids. Lineage: Eukaryota; Metazoa; Chordata; Actinopteri; Siluriformes; Pangasiidae.
CAGAGACUUUUAUUUUGGUAACCUGAGCGGAAACCUUACGAUGUCAACAGGUUGUGUAUGUUAUGGUUGUAUGUAGACAUUACAGAGAGAUUCUGCGCGUUAAGCAGCCCGCAGGGGAAUAAAUGUAGAUGUGAGGAGGUGAUUAGCGGCUUACAGUCAUGAACGGAAGCUGUAAUGCGGUGCUGGAUAAAGAGGAACAUGUUUUAAAGCUGGGAGAGAGCUUCGAGAAAAGAGCCAAGUCCUCCUUCCACACCAUCAGAUAUGAUUUUAAGCCGGCCUCCAUCGACACGUCAUGUGAAGGAGAGCUGCAGGUGGGAAAAGGAGACGAGGUCACCAUUACGCUCCCACACAUCCCAGGUUCAACGCCUCCCAUGACGGUCUUCAAAGGCAACAAGCGGCCGUAUCAGAAAGACUGCGUCCUGAUCAUCAACCACGACACCGGCGAGUUUGUGCUGGAGAAGCUGAGCAGCAGCAUUCAGGUCAAGAAGACCAGAGCUGAAGGCAGCAGUAAGAUCCAGGCUCGGAUCGAGCAGCAGUCUGUGAGAGCCAGUCAGCCUGCGUCUCAGUUCCGAACUCCCACUAAACCCAGCAGCGGCGUGAAGACGUCCCCGAGUAAAGACAACCCGUCUCCUGAACCCCAGCUGGACGACAUCAAGAGAGAGCUGCGGGCGGAGGUGGAGAUCAUUGAGCAGAUGAGCAGCAGUGGCAGCAGCAGCUCCUCAGACUCGGGCAGUUGUUCAGGCAGCGGUGAUGACGACAGCUCCAGCAGUGAUGGAGAGCAAGAGAGCACAAACCUCCACCUGUCCCCCAGCCGAGAGCCUCCGAGCAACGGCACGGAGAAAUCCCAGGGCAACAACCAGCUAAUGAACACACUGAGAAACGAUCUGCAGCUGAGCGAAUCAGGCAGCGACAGCGAUGACGAUUGACGUCUUCCCAUCAUCCCUCACUCAGCACUGUUCUCUUUCUUAUUUUCCCUCAACUUCGUGACAGGCUGCUCUUCCUCUGUUACAGUUUAUAAAGCUGCCUGUGCUUUUGCAGUUUUGUCACAGCUCCUAUAUAUAUAUAUAUAUAUAUAUAUAUAUAAAAUCAGAAGUUCUAGUUUGUAUUUUUAUUAGAUUAUUUUUAUUUCAUUAAAGUAUAUUUUAAGGCUUGUUACAGGAUAAAAAAAAAAAGAUUAUGUGAAAAAGCAUUCAUAUGGUUGUAUAUCAAUACCAUAUAUAUUCUAGUUUGGCUUGUUUUUGUGAUCAUAUAACCACUAGCUUGUGUUUUCAUUUUUUCAGCUCAGUGUAGUGCUUAAAUAAUGUGUUCAGUUUUGCAGUGUAUUUUGGUUGUGAUGUCAUACUAUCAUGAUACUAGUUGUGAUUGAUCACGAUUGGCACGAUCAACUUAAGCACCACCCCUGUGGACACAGGCACACCGGCACAUUCAGGAUCCUGUACAGCUUUUGUAACUCGCUUACAUUUAACAGGUGGGAGAUUGUCCACAAGGGGGCAGUAUCCAUAUGCUACAUGUCCACUGUGCACAAAUGCAUUACUAGGAGUAGCGAAUAAAAUGGGAGUAGCGAAUAAAAAAUGCGCUAUGGAUUGUGAGAUAGCAAGCGGUGAGAACUUUGAGAUAAUUUUAUUUUUUUUUUGUUAUGUCAGUGAGAUCAGCGACUAAUCGACAAACGACAACUUUACAUCGUCUGUACGCAGUUGCGUACGUUCACAUUGUACUGCUUACGCAUAUUUUUGUCUGGACGAAAAAUUAAUCGCUGCAGGAACGCGCUGUAAAUAGACAAAAAACGGGAAUAUUUUAUCUUCACACAAAUAUUUUAGAACUAAGUUAACUUGAAUAAGAAGAUAAUUUAUUCGAAAUACACAAUAUCAGGUUCACUGACGUCCUGCGUAGUAAACAGACACGCCCCCUCAAGCAGCGUGACACUGACGAUGAUAACGAAGGGAGAUAUUCACGCCGUGUGCAGUGGACAUUUAAUCUUCGGUUCGCUUAAACUGUGUAUAAAUGCACCUCGUGCAAGUGAAGUUUGAUUUUUUUUUUUGUUUGUUUGUUUGUUUUGCUGUAAUUUUGUGACACCAGCCUGCUGUGAACUUCACAUCUGUCACGAUGCAUCCUCGUUAUUCAUCUGCACUUAUGAAGUUUAUCUGAAGCUGCUGUCAAAUAAGGUCACAUGACAUGACAAUUGCUUCUUCUGUACAGAUAAAGAAGGAAAUAUUGUAUGAAUUGACCAGUGUGAGUGUAAAAAAGAUUUUAGCCUUAGUUAUAGCUCUGUGUAGAGAUUUUAACUGAAAAGCUGAUAAACAUGGGCUUGAACAUUCGCUCAGACCUAAGAGUCAAGGCCAGUAUUUUGAAAUAUAAAUGCUCUUUUGCUCUUCAUGUGUUAUCUUAAACCGGAAUGUUCUUUCCUGUGCCUGUGUUAAUGGAGCAAUAAAGAGCUGUUUUCUGAAA